AUGGGGCACGUCUGGGCGUCGUGGGCAUUGCUGCUGGGUGUUGGAGCUGCUGACUGGAUCGCUUGGAAGGGGAAUGAGAGCCAAGGCGCGCCCUCCACGGGCGCCUGGCGCCGCGUGCCGCGCUCCGAGCGCUUCGAGGCGUUCGCCUGGGAGGGCCCCAACCCCAAACAGGCCGUGAACGGCUAUCGCUACUUCUUCAAAGAUGCCACGAAGUACACCCUGGGCAAUGCGACGAAUGCCACCGAGUUGGUGGUUUGGCAGCCCUUUCCCGAGGACGACCCGGACAGUGCGGUUGGCGCGAACAUCCGCGCGGCGUUGUUUAAUUUAUACCACGAGCAGCUGGACAAGUUCAAGGUGACGCUUCACAACGUGGGCUGGGACGGCGUGGCCAAGAAUUCCAUCUGCACGUCCAACGCGCCGUGCCCGAACGUGAUCCUGUUGGGCUCCAGUCAGCUCUCUGAGCGCGUGGUCGCCGACCGCGUGAAGCCCUUGAACCAUUUCAUGGAAGAGUACCUGAGGGCCAACCUCGCGCGGAUGCAAGACGACUUUCCGGGAGUGUCCUACUACCAGUACUUCUAUGAAGCGAAAUGGAUGGGCAUCCCUUUCCUGUCCGACGUGAGGCUGAUUGCCUUCAACAAGACCACCCUGUUCAAUCUGAACAUCUCAUUUCCACCUCCCUACAACACGCGGCGCCAGGAGUGGACGUGGCAAGACUUGUUGGACGAUGCCUGCGAGGCCACCGAGCGCCUGAACGGCACCGCAGGCUUGUUGGCCAACUCCGACUUCGACGAAGACUUCAAGUUCUUCACGCUCAUGGUCCAGUCGGGCGGCGGUUCGCUGUAUCAGCAAGAAGGUGAAGGCGACGAUCAAAGCUUGAGGUGCAGCAUCAACAGCCCCGUGGGAGUCAACGUCUUGAAGAACUUCUGGAAGCCCAUCAUCACUCGAAAGUGCAUGAUGGGCCACAACGGUGGACCCUUCUGGGCAGGCGUCUCCCCUCCGAGCGAGGCACUGAAGGACUUACUGCAGAUGAAGUCCCUCAACGUGGUCCAUCCACCGAACAUGACCAGCUUCUCCAACUACAUUUACACGGACCCCAAUCGGCCACAGGGGCACAUCGACGCCUACGUCUGGUCUUCCGGCUUCGAUGAGCGCGUGACAGUGGGCGACUGCCGAAAGCAGUGGUGGCCAAUAUCUUAUUCCAAAUGGUCUCCGCAUUGCAAACUAGGUCGAGCGCAGAUGCCGAUGGGCAAUUUGAGUGAAUGCAAACAGGCGAUGUUGGAGUAUGAGAUGGAUACCUUGAUCUUCGAGGGGGGCACCUGCGAGCUCUUGACGUGCCCCACGCAGGAGGCCACGGUGUCGCUGCUGCCGGGCACCGCGUUGGCGGUGAAGGCAUCCAAGAGGCAGGUCUUCUCAACGUGGUGUACGGAGGUCUUGUACGCGACUAUGCCUGAGAACCACACCUUCCUGGGCGGCUCUGGUUUGAUCAUACCUAAGAAGGCAGGAGACCGGCAUAACUGCCACAGUCUCGACGUGACAGAGGACGAGAUCUGCCUGCGCGAGAAGGAGGGCUGGAAAAUGAUCUUGGAGCUCAGCGACACGGACAAGCCCUUCAUGAAGCAAGCCAAUCUGCUGAAGCAACAGAGUGUGCCCCCGCCGCGGCGCAGCCUGGCUGAAGCGAUCCAGGCGCAAAGCAAAUUGUGGUACCCUGUGGUGACCGCCAUGAAGAAUGGCAUCCCUUCGCAGUAUCCCAACACGCCCAUCCCAGAGAGUGCGGACAUCGAGGAGAUGAAGCCGGUGCGCUUGGCCAUGCUGGAGACGAUCUACGGAAAUGUGCCGGAGGAGACCUCGCUGGGCCGCGCCUGCGAAAUCUUGGAUGAGCUGGUGAGGCCUUGCAACGCCUCCAGGUGGGAGACCGACGUGCGCUGCCUGAACCCCAUCGACGGCCUGGCCGGCUGCGAGGCUGGGAGCCAUUUGGAGUCGGAUCAGUUGGGCAUCAUCCGGUGUCGACCCUGUGAGAGCGGCACCUACCUGCCAGACCGCUCCGUCGACCAGACCUGUGAGCUGUGCCCUGUGGGGCGCUACGCGGCGAAGCGCGGCAGUGGCAACUGCAGCGUGUGUCCAUUGGGCUUGGUGGCACAAAGCCCAGGUCAGGCUGCCUGCUUCAAUUGCUCGGCAGGACAGAUGCCGGAGAGCAGUGCCCGCUGUCGAGAGUGUCCCAAAGGCACCUACCAGGAGGGCUUCCAAUGUGUGGACUGCCCCUUGGGCUACACAUCGCCCAUGACCUCGCCCAAUGAGAACUACUGCUUCCAGAAGGCCAGCUUGAUCUGGUUGAACUUCUUACUUGUCUUGGACGUGUGCGCGCUGCUCCUCUUGUUGCCCUCCUUCUUUGGCAAGCCCGUGGCUGUUCACGACAUCUACUUGGAUGAAGGCAAACUGGUUUUGAAGACCUGGGGAAGUCAUCAGGUGCAUCGCUGGGCGCCGUUGCCGGUGAAGAUCCGUUUGACCCAUACGCAUCACUACCUCUUGGAGGAGAAGAACGUCUUCCGCGUGAAGUGGCGGGAUCCGGACGAGCUCUACUUAUUGCAGGAUCAAGGGGAGCACAUCAGCAAGGACAUCAAUACCUCCAGGGGGCAUAUGUGGAUCUUGCCCAGAUGUUCCCUCUGGGCCAGUGCCACCUGUGGAAUUCCUUCGCUCAUCGUCCUGGUCUUUCUCCUGGUGAUCCUGGCCUUGUGCCUCUACUGGGCCAUCCUCAACGGCAUCGGAGAGGCCAAGCACUUGCCUUGGUCGUUGAGCAUCGCCUUGUUGGGCGCGCUGGGCGUGCUGGUGGUCCACUACUGGGUCUGGCGCAACCAGGUGCUGAGCACGCCGCUGCGGCGUCGACAGGGGAGCUUCAAGCAACGACUCCUCAAGGCCAACCCCAAUCCGCAGCCCACGGAGCGAGGUCCCGACCGCGCGAUCACCGCGGAGCAGAUCGGCGAUCUCUUUGAGUACUUUCGGGACUUCAUCCGCCGCCGCGACAUGCACUAUGUCACCAACAACCUGGUUUUGCCCUUCACCAAGCCCUACCGCCUCUCCUAUGCUGAAGUCGCUGGCCCCUCGCGGGCCUCCUGGUUCGUGUCCCACUGCUGGAGCAACACCUUCGAGGACUUCUUCCACAGCUUGCGGAACAUGGCGCAGGGCAAGGCGUGCUGUGAGUGGCGGAAAGUCACGUUUUGGAUUUGUUCUUUCAGCAACAACCAGUUCAAAGUCCAGGAGGAGCUCGGGGAUGGGGACCCGCUGAAGAGUUCCUUCUACUUGGCGCUGCAGAGUCCCGAGUGCCACGGCACCGCGAUGGUACUGGACAACGAUUGCGUGCCGCUGCAGCGCUCUUGGUGCUUGUUCGAGCUCCUCCAGACGCGUUACGUGGCGCCAAGGCUCAAGAGCGGCUACGAGGGGUUGCUGCUCUGCACACCCAGCGGGGUGCUCCAGUGGGGCAAUGCCCAUGUGGACACCGUGGUGCGCUUGGCCGAGAAGGUCGGCGAGAUUCGUUUGGAAAAUGCCGAAGCCUCGCGCGUGGAGGACAAGAUCAUGAUCGACGCGUGUGUGAUUGAGACGGUCCCGGGUGGCUUUGCAGAGGUGAACAAGUUCGCCAAAGAGUGCAUUAAGACGGUGCUGGAUGCAGCGAACGGCUCCUUCCAGGUGCGAGUGCAGGAACUUAUGCAGCGCCUGGAUCGCGAGGGGUCGCCCGUCGCCCCGCGGCUGCUGGGGCGGAGCACCUUCCGCUCGCAGCAGCACUAUACAGGCGUGAUGAAAACACAGCAGGACUUGCAAGAUCAUCUCUGA
This is a messenger RNA of Durusdinium trenchii, 3822 nucleotides long. Lineage: Eukaryota; Dinophyceae; Suessiales; Symbiodiniaceae. The record is from the annotation of a GenBank genome assembly.